Messenger RNA from Adineta ricciae, 1791 nucleotides. The record is from the annotation of a GenBank genome assembly. NCBI's taxonomy places the organism in Eukaryota, Metazoa, Rotifera, Eurotatoria, Adinetida, Adinetidae.
AUGGCACAUAUACUUGUUCAACAACAAACUCAUCGUUCACCAAAUAUAGCUAUUCAUUCGUCAAUUGCAUCACAAAAAGAACCAUCAAUACCAAUGAGACAUUCGGUAGAUGAUAGAUUGUUUUUAGAAGAGUCAACUGAAUUAAUUAAUUUUAUUACUCGAUUUGCUUCCGAACCACAAAUGUCCAAAUUUAAUACACAAUCAGUCAAUUCAAAUGGAUACACCAGUAAAUCUCCUGUAGUUUUUGCUUUAACAUCGUCUUCUUCGAAUACAUGCGUUCAAGUCAUUGAAUCUGAAAAUGAUGAUUCUGAUUUAAAUGAUUUUCUUUGCUCAAGCUGUGAUAAGAUUCAACCGGUGUCUAUUUCUUCAACAGGAGAUUUAAUUAGUGAUGAAACAGACAAUAUAACAACGGCAAUGACGGUUAUAGAACCGUUAUCAGAGCAUAUUACAACAGUUAUUGAUGAAAUUAAAAGUUCACCAGCAGAAGAUGGCCUAAGCGAAACAAGUCCAUCUAUUAAUAGUCCUGAUGCUCCUAGUGAACGACACUUUCAUAGACGAAGAAGACGUUCAUCGUUGACGAGAAAUUCUCUAACACUUGAUGAAAAAUCAGCGACAGUUGAUGCAUUAGCAAAACUUGAUUUAAAUCUACAACUACCGAAAGAAGUCGAAGCAAAAGUAGAACUCAAGCCACCUACUGAGAAAGAGAACACAAAUGAUAUUCAAACGAUAAGUCCUGAAGACGAAGUACCACAAGAUGCUGUUGUUGAAAACGAACCAACAGCUUCAGUUAGCCGUUAUCGAGGAAGAAGACUAAGACAUCGAUUCUAUCGUCAAUCAGCGUCGGCUACAUCAUCAUCUAAGAUUCCCUGCGAUGGUUCACCGACACUUUUGUUGCCCAAUGAGGCACUCAACGUCGAAACAUCUAGAAUCUACUCGCCACCACCAUUGUCGCCUGUCACUCUAUCAUCACUCCCAUCGCCAAUAUCUCCAACUCUAACUACCCUCUCCCAACCAAUCACACCAAGCAAAUCAACCGGUGCGUUAAAACGCGUCAAUUCAGUAGGAGCAUCAAAAAAGAAUGUUCGUUUUGCUGAUUCCGUUGGCCGUCAGUUAACCGAAGUGCAAUACAUUCAUUCAUUGAAUUAUGAUGAAUCCAGCGACUUCUCACUGCUAUUAGGUUCAUCAUUGUUAUCUUCAUCGCCGCCUUCCUUCUCAAAAAAUAACAUUUAUCUAUCAAAAAGUUCUCCUAUUGAACAUAAACCAUGGUCAUUCGAUGUGGACCUAACAUUAUCCAAACAGAAGCACGAAAGUUCAUUGCCGAAACGGUUCUUUUGUUUAUACCGUCAACCAAACUCAGAACAUCCCGAUAUUUAUUUACAUGAAGUAUGGAAAUCUCAAAUCAAGUUAGAAUACGCCGACAUACAUUUGAAAUACUCUUCUAAUAGUGAACAAAAACUUACGGGAACGUUAUGGGUGACCAAUGCUGGUUAUUCAAAAUAUGUUUCAAUAAAAUACACAUUCAAUCGUUGGUUAAACACAUAUGAACGUGAAGCUCAACAUCGAUGUCAUUCAAAUGAUUAUCGUAACAUAGAUCAAUUUGAAUUUAGUAUAGAUAUUCCUGAAGAUGUUGAUCGAGUUGAUUUUGUUUUACGUUAUUGUAUCAAUGGUCAAGAACAUUGGGACAAUAACAACGGACAAAACUACACAUUACAAACAGAAUCUGCGUAUACACCUUCAACAACAAUAUCAUUACCACAUGAUUGUGAUUUUAAUGAAAUGAGAUUUUAUUAA